AGGGCUGGCACUGGAGACUCGGAAGGGAUUCAGGGUUUCCAGGGUUGAAGAAAGAAUCCUGCCUUCACACCACCCUGCCUUGGAGCAUCUGUGGAACCUUCAGGAACCAGGGGUGCUGUUGGGAACACAGAGGAAGUGACUGACUGGGGGUUCAGGGAAGGCUCCGUAGAAGAGGGAACACUUGAGCUGGGUCUUGAAGGAUGAGUAGAAGUUCACCAAGUGGGAAAGGACCCUCUAGGAUGGCUGAGCCUCGCUUUAACAACCCCUACUUCUGGCCCCCUCCUCCCACCAUGCCCAGCCAGCUGGACAACCUGGUUCUGAUUAACAAGAUUAAGGAACAGCUGAUGGCAGAGAAGAUCCGGCCACCCCACCUGCCGCCCACGUCAGCCUCAUCCCAGCAGCCUUUGCUAGUGCCACCAGCGCCUGCUGAGAGCAGCCAGGCUGUUAUGUCACUGCCCAAGCUGCAGCAGGUGCCUGGGCUGCACCCGCAGUCAGUACCACAGCCCGACGUGGCACUACAUGCGCGGCCAGCCACUAGCACUGUCACAGGUCUGGGACUCUCCUCCCGGACCCCGGCUGUGAGUACAUCCGAGUCGAGCACCGGCAAUGGCACAGGCACCGGCACCGGCACGGGUACCAGCACCCCGUCCACACCCACCACCACCAGCCAGAGCCGCCUCAUCGCCUCAUCCCCCACCCUCAUCUCAGGGAUCACCAGCCCCCCCCUCCUGGACUCCAUCAAGACAAUCCAGGGCCAUGGCUUGCUUGGCCCCCCGAAGUCUGAACGCGGCCGCAAAAAGAUCAAGGCGGAGAACCCGGGGGGUCCCCCUGUCCUUGUUGUCCCCUACCCCAUCCUGGCCUCAGGAGAGACCGCCAAGGAGGGCAAGACAUACAGGUGUAAGGUGUGUCCGCUGACCUUUUUCACCAAGUCUGAGAUGCAAAUCCACUCCAAGUCGCACACAGAGGCCAAGCCCCACAAGUGCCCGCACUGCUCCAAGUCUUUUGCCAACGCUUCCUACCUGGCCCAGCACCUGCGCAUCCACCUGGGCGUCAAACCCUACCACUGCUCCUACUGUGACAAGUCCUUCCGACAGCUCUCCCACCUCCAGCAGCACACCAGAAUCCACACAGGAGACAGACCCUACAAGUGCCCACAUCCUGGCUGCGAAAAGGCUUUCACUCAGCUCUCCAACCUCCAGUCUCACCAGCGCCAGCACAACAAGGACAAGCCCUACAAGUGUCCCAACUGCUACCGGGCCUACUCAGACUCAGCUUCCCUGCAGAUCCACCUCUCAGCCCAUGCCAUCAAGCACGCCAAGGCCUACUGCUGCAGCAUGUGUGGGCGGGCGUACACCUCGGAGACCUACCUGAUGAAGCACAUGUCCAAACACACGGUGGUGGAGCACUUGGUGAGCCAUCAUUCACCCCAGAGGACGGAGUCCCCCGGUAUCCCGGUGCGAAUCUCCCUCAUCUGAGCCACUGUUGGCACCGCCCAGCCCGGCACUGCCCGGCCCACUGGCAGACACAGACCCAGGCAGCACCAGGCCCUGACUUCCACAGGGGCCCACUAGGAACUGCCCAGCUCUCUUGCGACCUUCCCAACCCGCCGAAGGCUUGGUCUGCAGAAUUCCUGCGUGGUCCAGCUCCCGGGCAGCCAGGCCAACUGCAAGACUCUGGACUGUUUUGGUGGCAUCCAAAGAGGAUCUCAGAGCACUUUGAACCUGUCUGUUGGUUUCUUUUUGUUUCCCCACCCUUCACUUGCUUCACUGUUUUUUUUUUAAGGUUUUUUUUUUAAUAACAAAAAAAAGAUAUUUAUUGGCCAGGACGUUGGUGCUGCUAAGACCUAGAAAUUAAAUGAAUCGGACAGACGGAUGCAGAGAACCAGAGGGCAGCGUGGAACCUUCUCUGGCCAUGGCCUCGGGCCUAGAGAAGAGGCUCAGGCCUGGGGUUCUGGACUUUAAAGGGGACCACCCAGGUGGGAGGGGGCAGGAGGCGGCUGGAGUGAGCCCUUCAGCCCUGGGUCCCCAGUUUGAAUCUUCCGAAGCUAUGCCUGGGCUUCACGGAGCAGAAGAUAUGGCUGCUGCCAGGGCUGCCCAGGCUGCAGGAGGUGGAGAGAGGAGAGGAGAGGGGCCAGGAGAUCUGCAGGACCAAAGGGUGCAGUGAUGGGCAGGUGGCGGGCCCAGGGAAAUGGGGUAGUGGCCUGUAAGACCUGGCCCUCCCCUGCUGCCCUGAAGAUCACCCCAGUCUACCUCGGUGCUGGCCAGGAAACCAAUCGGCUACCUCUCCCGCCACCCCAGACUGUGGGCAGGGGCAUGGGGAGGAACUGGAGCUUGGGACUUGACCCCCUUCCAGAAUUUCCUCCAGAUGGGGACAGGGCCCAGGGAAGGGGGUGUGGGAGGGGGAUCCCAGCCCAGGCCCAAGCCCCUCAGCAGGGAAGGGGUCUUUGGAGAGGGUUCCAGCCCAGGAGCAGACCCUGCCCCGCACCCCCCACAGACACACCCCAAUCUGAAAGCCAUGCGUGUCCGUGUAUAUAGGAACCAUGUACAGAGCCCGGAGAAGCCCCUCCAUAUCCCCCCGGGAAAAAAAAAAAAGAAAGCUAGACAGAAACUCAUCUAUAUAUUCUGUAUCUGGAGUUCCGUUUUGAAUAUUAACCGUGUUAUUUUUAUACACUUUUUAAGCCUUAACUCGCCAUUGAUUCACCAGUUUAACGCUUCCUGGGGUUUCUUUUCCGAGGGGGUCUCUCCUCUGCCCCCCCACCCCUGUCCCUUUGUUUGACUUACGUCGUCUGAUAGUCAGUAUUGUAGCUUUUUGUCCGCAUGUUACUACCCUGUAAAUAUGCUGUUAUAAUACUGUUAACACCCCUUUGCUUUUUUUCUAUGGGACCUCCAGGCCACCGUAUUUAGAACUAGAUACCUUAUUAAAAAAGAGAAAACCAUUUGCUGGCUACUCGGUUUGCAUCUUGGUGGCAGGGAGGCAAGGCCAGGUGCCCCUCAGACACUUCAGGAGAGAUGUUUGCAUUCUAUUUAAAAAUGGGAGUGGGGAGCCAGACAAAACUCAAAUGUGGGGGAAGAAGACUAGGGGACAAGAAACAAGGAUUCCAGCCCUCUGCUCUUUGUAUUCUCUGUUGUGAAGAAUAAACUGUACCUGCACCUGG
Messenger RNA from Dipodomys ordii (Ord's kangaroo rat), 3154 nucleotides. It is a transcript of the gene Znf362, whose product is annotated as zinc finger protein 362. The record is from RefSeq and is a predicted model, not a curated record. Bases 201 to 1475 code for a protein of 424 amino acids. The transcript is spliced from 9 exons. Lineage: Eukaryota; Metazoa; Chordata; Mammalia; Rodentia; Heteromyidae. Gene Ontology annotation, molecular function: RNA polymerase II cis-regulatory region sequence-specific DNA binding; DNA-binding transcription factor activity, RNA polymerase II-specific. Gene Ontology annotation, cellular component: nucleus. Gene Ontology annotation, biological process: regulation of transcription by RNA polymerase II; central nervous system development.